AAUGCGUUACGUGGCCGCUUACCUCCUUGCUGCGCUCGGUGGAAACACCAGCCCCACUGCAAAGGACAUCAAGGACAUUUUGGGCAGUGUGGGAAUUGAGGCCGAUGAUGAGCGCUUGAACAAGGUUAUUGGUGAGCUGAAUGGGAAGGACAUCAAUCAAGUGGUGAACUCAGGCCUCUCCAAGUUGGCCUCUGUACCAGCAGGUGGUGCUGUAGCCGCUCCUGCAGCUGCUGCUGCUGGAGCGGCUGGAGCUGGGGCUGCACCUGCUGCAGCUGAAGAAAAAAAGGAAGAGAAGAAAGAAGAAUCAGAAGAGUCAGACGAAGAUAUGGGCUUUGGACUCUUUGAUUAAUCUGCCUUUUCUGUACACAAAAAGCAAUAAAAAAUGUAAAACGUUUACACAGAA
Messenger RNA from Oryzias melastigma (Indian medaka), 403 nucleotides. RefSeq names its product ribosomal protein, large P2 (gene rplp2a). The record is from RefSeq and is a predicted model, not a curated record. Gene Ontology annotation, biological process: cytoplasmic translational elongation. Gene Ontology annotation, cellular component: ribosome; cytosolic large ribosomal subunit. NCBI's taxonomy places the organism in Eukaryota, Metazoa, Chordata, Actinopteri, Beloniformes, Adrianichthyidae. Gene Ontology annotation, molecular function: structural constituent of ribosome.